This is a messenger RNA of Triticum aestivum (bread wheat), 659 nucleotides long. RefSeq names its product aspartic proteinase CDR1-like. The transcript has a single exon. Gene Ontology annotation, molecular function: aspartic-type endopeptidase activity. Gene Ontology annotation, biological process: proteolysis. Gene Ontology annotation, cellular component: extracellular region. Lineage: Eukaryota; Viridiplantae; Streptophyta; Magnoliopsida; Poales; Poaceae. The record is from RefSeq and is a predicted model, not a curated record. The coding region runs from base 23 to 415 and encodes 130 amino acids.
UUGGGAGUUAAGCUAGGACACGAUGCCUCGGACGAUGGUAUCCCGCGCUCUCCUGCUCGCCGCCGUCGUCCUGACGGCCCAGCUGUGCGCGUGCACGGCGUACGCCGUCAGCGGAGGCGAUGGGUUUAGCGUGGAGUUCAUCCACCGUGACUCGGUCAGGUCGCCGUUCCACGACCCGACGCUCACCGCGCCUGCCCGCGUGCUCGAGGCCGUGCGGCGGUCCGCGGCUCGCGCCGCGGCGCUCUCGCGCUACUACGUCCGCGUCGACGCGCCCUCAGCUGACGGCGGCGUCGUGUCCGAGGUCACGUCCAGGUCGUCCGAAUACCUGAUGGCCGUGAACAUAGGCACGCCGCCCACUCCUAUGGUCGCCAUCGCCGACACCGGCAGCGACCUCAUCUGGCUCAAUUGCAGCUAAGGAGGCGACGGUCCUGGUCUGGCGGCCGCCCGUGACGCGGACGCGCAGUCGCCGGGCGUCCAGUUCGACCCCUCCAAAUCGACGACGUUCAGCCUCGUGGACUGUGACUCCGGCGCGUGCGGCGAGCUGCCCGACGCAGCCUGUGGCACCGACUCCAAGUGCAGGUACUCAUACUCCUACGGCGACGGCUCCCACACAAGCGGCCUCCUCUCCACAGAGACCUUCACCUUCGCCGACGCCCCGG